Messenger RNA from Lathyrus sativus (Indian pea), 822 nucleotides. The record is from the annotation of a GenBank genome assembly. Lineage: Eukaryota; Viridiplantae; Streptophyta; Magnoliopsida; Fabales; Fabaceae.
AUGGCAGGUCAAUUCGCCGCCGCCGCCGCAGCAGCAGCAACAACCACCAACGUUUCUCUUCUCCGCCUUCCUUCUCUCUCGAAUAAAGAUUUGAUUCCAGAAAGACGAGUUACAUUCUACAGGAAAAGGAAUUUUGCCAUCAAAGCUCUUGCAGGCAGUUCUCUGGGAAAAUCAGCUACGCGACUCACGAGUGUUUCAUCUCCACUAUCUACUGAUAACCAUGGUCAUCUCUCACUUGGUGUUUCUUUAUCUCGAAGAGGCAGUUCUAGUACCCGUCCACAAGCUUAUAUAUACCAUUGGUCUGGCUUUCGAAUCCCUGCAAAUGCUGAGAAGCCAGAAUGGUGGUGGAGGACUUUAUCCUGUGUACCCUAUCUAAUAGCAUUGCAGAUGUCCGCAACUGGGUAUUACAUAGAACCUUUACUUGAUAAAUACAAGCUCUUUGAAAAUCUGAUCUUUUAUAUCCCAGGAGCUGUCAACCGAUUCCCAACUUGGUUCCCUAUAUUAUACUGCUAUUUGGCUAUCGUGGUAGUGGUAAAAAAUAGGGACUUUCCCGUUAUCUUCAGAUUCCAUGUAAUGGCAGGAAUGCUACUGGAAAUUGCUCUGCAGAUAAUAUGGGUUGCAAGCAAUUUCUUGCCGCUCAUACACUUCAAGGGAACACUUGGGAUGUAUUACUGGGCUGGUGUGGCGUUGGCAUAUAUUUUCAUAACCAUGCAUUCCAUCAGGUGUGCUCUUCUUGGUACAUUUUCGAAUAUCCCUUUUAUAAGCGAAUCAGCUUUCCUUCAUUCUCUAUUUAGUUUAGGAGGGUUCCAGCGCCCUUUUUAG